This is a messenger RNA of Gadus morhua (Atlantic cod), 1913 nucleotides long. RefSeq lists its product as uncharacterized. The coding region runs from base 132 to 1712 and encodes 526 amino acids. Gene Ontology annotation, molecular function: GTP binding. Lineage: Eukaryota; Metazoa; Chordata; Actinopteri; Gadiformes; Gadidae. The transcript has 3 exons. The record is from RefSeq and is a predicted model, not a curated record.
UCAUCCUAGUCUCUAUGACGGCUGUGAGGUGAGAACCUCUGGCCCUGAACGACAGGUUUGGAUCCAGAGGAUCCGGUUUCAUCACGGCCAACCAACCAGGAACUAAACACACAAACACAGAGAGUGCCACCAUGGGCGACGACAACGGAGCUGAGCUGAGGCGCACCCUGGUGGUGGUCUCCUCGGAAGCCCUCUGGUCUACCCUGACCUCCGUCCUGCAGGAUAACCCAGGCGGGGAGGGGAUCGGCGUGGUGCUGAGCACAGCGGGACCGUACCGGGUCUGCGACGUCACGGUGGACCAGUGGUCCCUCCGCCUGCUCUCCGUCGCCCUCGGGAAGGACUCGUCCCCCGAGGCCAUCGGCCGGGCCUUGGACGGCUGCUUCCGGUCCGUCGGCCGCGGAGCGGUGGUGUUCCUGCUCCUCCUCCGAGGGGGGCGGUACACCGAGGAGGAGGAGGCGCUGGCGGGGGUCCUGCGGGAGCGCUUCGGACCCGAGGUGUUUCGGUUCCUGCUGGUCGUGUCUCUGGAGCGCGACACGGUGGUGGUGGUGGACGUGCUGGACGACGGCCUCCUGGAGCUCAUCCGCCUCUGCGACGGGAGGUUCUGCCGGGUCACCGGGGCGCCGGCCACCCGGGCCGAGCUGGCGGCGCUGCGCGCGGCGGUGGAGCAGACGCUGGAGGAGAACGGGGCGGGCGGGUACAGCCAGGAGAUGCUGGGCGAGGCCGGCCGGAGGAACACGGAGGACACGGCCAUGGGCCUCCUGACGGAGAAGCUGCUGAGGGCGGAGGAGCUGCAGGAGGCCUUCAGGGAGACGGUCAGGCAGCGGGAGGAGGAGCGCGGGAGGGAGCUGGAGGCGCUGAAGAGGAGGCAGGAGGAGGAGAGGAAGAGCGAGGCCGAGGAGCACGGCCGGUAUCAGGAGAAGAAGAAGAGCCUGGAGGAGGCGGUGAGGAGUCACGCCUUCAUGGUCCAGCUGGAGAUGAACGGUGCUCCUGAUCCGUUCAAUCUGUCGUUGUCUUGUCUCGGUGUCCAAGAUGACGAGACCAGGAAGACCUCUGUCAUCCUGGUGGGUCUGUCUGGCAGCGGGAAGACCUCCGCCAUGAACCUGAUCCUGAGGAGAGCGGAUCAGCGCUACUCCCCCAGAGACCCCCACCCCGGCCCUCCGGAGCCUCGGCCCGCCACCACCCGCUGCCUGGGGAAGGAGCUCCACCACCAGGGGCAGCGCUUCCUCCUGGUCGACACCCCGGAACUGCUGGACGAGGACGGAGCGGAGAACCUGGAGGUGGUGAAGGACUGCCUGGCCCUGGCGCUCCCGGGCCCACACGUCGUCCUCCUGGUCUUCCAGACGGGCCGCUUCACCCAGGGCGAGGCCGAGCUACUUGCUCAGCUUCCCAAGACCUUCGGUCCCCAGGUUCUGGAGCGAAGCAUCGUGGUCUUCACCCGCGCCGACGGCCAGACGUCGAGGAGCGUGGAGCGCUACGUGGCCGACGCCCCCGCCGCUCUCCGGGAGACGGUGCGCCGGUGUGGGAGCCGCUACCACGGGCUGAACGUGGGAGAGUCCCGGAGCGCGCUGAGCUUCCCACAGGUGAAGGACCUGCUCGCGGGGGUCAAGAGACUGGUGGCUUCGCACGCAGGAGAACCGAUGGCGUCCAGAAGGUUUUCCACCGAGGAGCUCAGGAAGAGGAAGGAACGCCGUAAUAUCGAGGAUGGAUUCUGACGGAUCUGCCGUGUGGUGGAACAGUUUUGACGAUACAGCUUUUCACGUCUAUGAUAACAUGAAUAGAAAGUACACAUGAAGGGUUACAUGCUCAGACCUGUGAUAGGCCGACGGGAUGUAAUGACAUCAAAAUUUUGGGGGUUGGGCAUAACCACGAUUAAUGUUUCUGGAAGUUGUGGAAUAAACAGUUGAUGAACUAAU